Molecule: messenger RNA, 3605 nt
Organism: Hippoglossus stenolepis (Pacific halibut)
Lineage: Eukaryota; Metazoa; Chordata; Actinopteri; Pleuronectiformes; Pleuronectidae
Gene: e2f2
Product: E2F transcription factor 2
Exons: 7
Coding region: 507-1862 (451 amino acids)
Biological process (GO): regulation of transcription by RNA polymerase II
Cellular component (GO): RNA polymerase II transcription regulator complex
Molecular function (GO): protein dimerization activity; DNA-binding transcription factor activity, RNA polymerase II-specific; RNA polymerase II cis-regulatory region sequence-specific DNA binding
Source: RefSeq, a predicted model, not a curated record
UGGAGCGAGAGGAGCUGCGAGCCGGACGAUCAGGACGCACACACCGGGUCGGAUUCUGCAGCAGAGGCGGGGGCGUCCCAAUCAGAACCAGAACCACCAGAACUCUGCACGAGAACCCUCCGGUACUGGACUUCUCAAAAUACUGACUCUUUAAAACAAGUUUGUUUAUUUAUUUUGAGCACCGUUUUGAUUGACUUGCACGGAGAGUUUCUUAUGCACUUUGUUGCCGGACAAAGGAGAACAGCACCGAGCAGGUUGUUCCUGUAGAUACGGUCCGGAUCGCAUGUUUAAAUCGUGCAUUUCUGAAUUUAACAGGCUGGUUUCCGCUGUGUGAGUCGCUCCUGGUUUAUUUGUUAUUAUAGCUGCAGGGGUGCGAGUACAUCUCCAUAGAGAACCCACAGCUUGCCCGGAAUAGAGAACGAUUUACCGCAGCAUUGAUCUCAGGCUACUUCCCCCUCAGCUCCACCGAUCCGGUAUAUAUUUUUUACUUUACUCCGGUGGAAAAUAUGAUGCGAACGCCCAAAGGCGUUUCUCCGGCAGCGGCGGGUCGUCCCGCGGUGGGUCUGCCCUGCUCCCAGCACAAGAUGAAGGUGUUCUCCAGCGGAGCAGCAGUGAAGGCCGAGUUCUUCAGCACCGGACUGUCCAGCCCGCCGAUGAGCACGGUGCCGGUGGGAUACUUCACCCAGAUCUGCAACACGGCCGCGGCCGAACAAAGAGCCCACAGCCUGUACUCAACCCCCCACGGACCAGAGGCUAAACCCAUCAGAUCAUCCUCCGGGCGGCUGCCGGCUAAAAGGAAGCUGGAUCUCGAGGACCCUCUUUACCUCCCAGAGUUCCGCACGCCAAAAGGCAAAGGCAGCAUCACAGCCAGGAUACCAAGUCCAAGAACUCCAAAGUCUCCAGGUGAGCGGACGCGGUACGACACCUCCCUGGGCCUGCUGACCAAGAAGUUUGUGGGUCUGAUCGCGGAGUCUCCCGAUGGAGUUCUUGACCUGAACUGGGCCACCGAGGUUCUGGAGGUCCAGAAGAGACGCAUCUAUGACAUCACCAACGUCCUGGAGGGAGUGCAGCUGAUCAGAAAGAAAUCAAAGAAUAACAUCCAGUGGCUGGUUGGAGACGUAUUUGAAGGCGGUGCAGGCGGAGGAGAGAAGGCGUGUGCCCUGAGGAAAGAGCUGGGAGACCUGGAGAGGGCGGAGCGGUCUCUGGACGAGCUCAUCCAGUCCAGCACCACGCAGCUCAAACAGCUCACUGAAUAUAAAGACAAUCAGAGGCUAGGGUACGUGACGUACCAGGACAUCCGCUCCAUCGGCAGUCUCCGAGACCAGACGGUCAUCGCUGUCAAGGCCCCGGCUGAGACCAAGCUGGAGGUGCCAGACACAGCAGGGCAGGGGUCAUUACAGAUCUACUUAAAGAGUAAAAACGGCCCCAUCGAAGUCUACCUGUGUCCGGAGGAGGGUCUAGAAGAUGCCAGCCCCGUUAAGAGCCUUGUCACCCCCAAGGAGGAGUUUCCUCUGCCGCUCGGUCCUCCAGCUGCAACACCGAUGGCACAAACAAGUUACAGCAUCAAGGAGGAGCCUGUUGAAUCCAACCUGUCGACAGCUGCAGUUCCCGCCGCCUCCUCGGCUUCAGCCUCCACUUCCUCUCUGCUGGACGUAGAGAGGCUGUUGGGUUUGCCCCCCAGCCUGCUGCAGAUCACCGAGGACCAGCUCCCCGGCACCUCGUUCGCCCCAGAUCCCAACACGCCCUUUGUCAGUUUCUCGCCACCCUUGGACCACGACGAUUACCUCUGGAGCCUGGACGAUGGCGAGGGAGUGUCUGAUUUCUUUGACACCUACGACCUCGGGGAUCUGUUGAAGAGCUGAGGUAUCAAUGAAGGAAGGGGGGGAAAGAAAUGUAGGCAGAGGAGGGGGGGAAUAUUUAAUCGAAUGCCUUCUCAAAGUAGGAAAUAUUACACUAUGAAGCCAUCUCUCUUUUUUGCCAUGCCUGUUUUAAUGUCAGUGAUUCCAAAGGGUGAUUUAAACCCUAUGUCAAUGUUAAUUAAUUAAAAAUCCCAAUUGUACAUAUUGUUGUAAAAAAUCUCUCAGUCUGGGAGGAAGUUUGAGACUGAGAUUGGCACUGAUGUGUGUGUGUGUGUGUGUGUGUGUGUGUGUCAUCUCCGACCGUAAAGAAACACUGUUUAAAAAGCAGGGACUUUUUCACAUUGUGCUGCAAAGAUAAAACAUUUGUAGUCUCACACAAAUCUGUGAGUUACUAUGCAUCUUACCAGCAAAAGAUCUGGUAGACGUUUGGGUGCCAAGCCGGUGUUUACAGUGUGACAACUCAGGAAAUGUGCUUUUCUUCCUUGUUUCCAAAGUCUAAAUAAUUGUGCCACUCUUUGGCCCAUAGGGGGCAGCCUUGUAUUAAGUCAGCUUUAACUGCCGUGCAGCUUUUCCAGGAUUCAAUCAAAGUGGAUGAGAGUAAGCUAAAGCCACCAAGAACCUCACACAGGGUCCUAGUAUCUUCAACCUGCAUCAAAUGAAACUGUGAAUGACAUGUCCUCGUAGAUCCACUGGCAUCUACAGCUCGUAUGUACUGUCCCGUGAAAUCUGAGCGUAGAUAUUGGACGAGCAGCUGAUUUGAAAUGUUGGGUCUGUCUAAUCAAGUUCGCUCUUCUACUGCCUCAAGCUUUUUGUCAGGCCUUGUCACCUGUUUGGUGUUCGCAUCGUGUGCCAAACCUCACAGGCUGCGGAGGCCGGUUCUGGACUCGGAGCCGGAGAUUGUGAGCGAUGAAUUGGUGCUAAUCACACGCUUCCGUCGUAGGUUCGGCAGCAUUGUUUCAAAUCCAGUUGCUCCUGUGAAAUAGCUGAUUUUAACCGAUGCGUGUUUUUUUAUGAAGUGGUGUCAAACUACUGUUGUAUUUCUGAGGAAAUAACCCAAAAGAAUGAAAUAUAGCAUCUGUGUUGCAGAUGUGAUGGAAGGUUGGUUAAUUUAUGUAAUUAAGGUUUCAUUAGAUGAGCAAUUUCUUUCGUCUCCAUUUGUUCUGAAAUGGAGUUUGUUGAUUAAAUAGAAGCAGAGACCAUGAGGAAUUUAACUGUUUGGAUUUCAGGCCUUUGAAUUUUUUCCCCCCUCGUGUUUUGGUGCAGCCCCUUUUUAAAUAGUGCACCAGAACCAGAAGAGCAGCUGUGACUUUUACCUGUUAAAGAAAUUUGAAUUUCACGCCGAUGCAUUUUUGGCUUUCCCUCUACGUCGCAGAGAUAAGCUAACUGUCCUGUCCUAACAAAACUUGAAAAACGUGUGCUUGUGUGUGUAUUUGAUAGUUUGGGAAGUGGGUGUUUACAGUGUGUUUCGUGUGUGUGUGGUUUUACAAAUGUAGGUUAGAGAAUGUAAAUUCAGAAUUUGUAGGGUGUUUUUUUUCAAUGAACAUUAUUUUUCUGGUAUUUGUACAUAAGUUCUUUUUGUAUUUAUACCUAUUUUUUUCCCUGAAUUUGUAUUUGGAUGUUGAUACUGGCCUUUCUGCAGAGGCCACAACUGUUUUUGUAUGACAUGCAGCACUUAAUAUUUUAUAAUAUUGUGUGGUCUGUUUGAAAUAAUAAUAAAUAAAUUGAAGCCAUGGUUUACACCUUGAA